AUGGCUUCAAUAUUUGAAACUGUCAAGGGUCUCAGUAAUGGAAACCAAAUCGCAGAUAAAUCGAGCAGCCGCAUUCUCCACCCAAAUAUUCACCGUGCAAACCCAAAAGUUAUAUCUGCAAAGGGUCUUUAUAUGACUCUCGAAAAUGGGCAAAUUAUUCUUGAUGCUACUGGAGGUCCCGCGGUCACAUCAUUGGGCCAUGGGAACGAGGAAGUAAGGAAUGCAGUCAUACAACAGAUGGACCGUUUGUCCUAUUGCCAUGGUCUUUCCUGGGCCAAUCCGGCUGCAGAAGAGUUAGCCACAGCAGUCAUAGAUUCGACAGACGGAGCUAUGGCCAGAGCGACUAUGAUGGGAUCAGGCUCGGAAGCUGUAGAAGCAGCUUUGAAGCUUGCACGUCAGUACGCGGUGGAAAGUGGAGAACCAGAACGUUUUCGUUUCAUUGCUCGCAAAGGCGGAUUUCACGGGACGACGCUCGGAGCGCUAGCAGUUACAGAAAGACAUGGAGUACGAGACCCAUUCGAACCAUUGUUGAUGAUGGACAACAUCUCCUUUGUAUCAACCCCAAACCUUUACCGUGGAAUUCAGGAUGGUGAAACUACCGCAAAAUACGUUGAAAGGCUUGCAAAAGAGCUAGAUGAUGAGUUUAAGAGAGUUGGUCCGCAAGAAGUUGCUGCCUUCAUUGCUGAGACAUUUACUGGGAGCUCAACAGGUUGUCUUGGAGCACCUUUUGGAUACUUCCCCGCAGUCAAAGCCAUAUGUGAAAAACAUGGCAGUCUUCUCAUUCUCGAUGAAGUUAUUUGCGGCAUGGGUAGGACAGGCACAUAUCACGCUUGGCAGCAAGAAAAUGUAACACCAGACAUCCAAACCGUCGCAAAAGGCCUUGCAGGAGGAUAUUCCCCUAUUGCAAUGCUGCUCAUGAACCAGAAAGUAGUGGAUGGUCUACUUCUUGGUCGAGGAUUUUUUAACCAUGGCCAUACCUACGGUUUUCAUCCCGUCGCGUGCGCAGCUGCUGCCGAAGUUCAAAAGAUCCUAAAACGAGAUAAUCUGCUCCAAAAUGUUACUGCGAUGGGAGACUUGCUGGGAAGUGAAUUAAAGGAGGCAUUCAAAGACAAUCCAAACGUUGGGGAUAUACGAGGCCGUGGAUUGUUUUGGGCAGUCGAGUUUGUCAGCGAUAAAAGCUCGAAAAAGCCAUUCCCAGCCACAAAGGGGGUUGCAAGAAAAAUUAAGCAACUAGGAAUGACAGAAAAGCACAACAUAGCUCUACAAACAGGCUCGGGGACUGUGGAUGGUGAGGUUGGGGAUCACUUGCUGAUAUCACCACCGUAUACCGUCACGGCGGAGGAAAUUGAGACCAUUGUAAAACUUGCUGUCAGUGUUGUUGAAGAAGUACUGAGUCAAGUGUAG
Molecule: messenger RNA, 1404 nt
Organism: Glarea lozoyensis ATCC 20868
Lineage: Eukaryota; Fungi; Ascomycota; Leotiomycetes; Helotiales; Helotiaceae
Product: PLP-dependent transferase
Exons: 4
Coding region: 1-1404 (467 amino acids)
Cellular component (GO): cytosol
Molecular function (GO): pyridoxal phosphate binding; transaminase activity
Source: RefSeq, a predicted model, not a curated record